UCAAAACAGCCACGUUCAAAUUUUUAUAAAUAUAGGUAUUAAUAGUGGUAUUGAAUUGAAUCAUGAUUAAUCGUUCGGGGAUUUUAUAAAGUUAUUUGCUUUAAGAGUAUUAUAUCAGUAUUGUAUUUGAUUAUAUUGCGUAUUCAACGGUGUAGUUAUUUUCAGAUUAUUACAGUGAAAACAACCGUGCUCCUAAAUGGACCUUAAUGUCAAUUGAAACACUUAAAAAAUGGAUUCUAAAAUAAAAGUAGACUCUAUCAACGCCGACUUACCUAAUGUGAAACAUGUUAGUGACAGUGCUAGAAGCAUUAAAUUGCUUUGUUAUGAUAUCCAGCACUUUAGCGUACCAGUGCAGUUUUUUUGCUGCUGCACUGGAGUUUUUAUCUUCUACUUGAUGUACGGCUAUUUACAGGAAUUAAUUUUUACUCUGGAAGGAUUCAAGCCAUAUGGGUGGUACUUGACCCUUGUCCAAUUCGGAUACUAUUCCAUAUUUGGUUACAUCGAAAUGUCUGCGAGAAGGAUAUCAGAACGGAAGAUCCCCGCCGGGACGUACCUCCUGCUGGCGGCGCUCACGCUGGGCACGAUGGGGUUCUCCAACUCGGCGGUGGGCUACCUCAACUACCCCACGCAGGUGAUCUUCAAGUGCUGCAAGCUGAUCCCCGUGCUGGUCGGCGGGGUGGUCAUCCAGAAGAAGCGGUACGGGGCCCUGGACGUGCUGGCGGCCUGCAGCAUGUGCGCGGGGCUGGCGCUGUUCACGCUCGCCGACAGCCAGGUGUCGCCCAACUUCGACACGACGGGCGUGGUGAUGAUAUCAUGUGCUCUUGUCUGCGACGCAGCCAUAGGCAAUGUGCAGGAGAAGUCUAUGAAAAUGCACAACGCUACUAACACCGAAGUUGUCUUCUACUCGUACUUCAUUGGCUUUCUGUACUUGAUUGCAAUCAUGGCAGUGUCAGGCGACUUUAUAAAAGGGGCGUUGUUCUGUGCAAAGCAUCCGUGGGAGACGUAUGGUUACGGGCUGCUGUUCUCCAUGUCAGGGUACUUGGGCAUCCAGAUUGUCCUCACCCUGGUGAAGACCACCGGUGCGCUGGUCGCUGCGACGGUGACGACUUGCCGCAAAGCUGUCACCAUCAUGAUCUCGUUCGUCUUCUUCUCCAAGCCUUUUACAUUCCAGUAUGUUUGGUCUGGACUUCUUGUAAUUCUCGGUAUCUACAUAAAUAUUUACAGCAAGAAUCAACAUAAAAUAGACAUACGAGCAAUAUUUAACAAAGUACUCAAUAGGAUAUCAGUAUUCACGAAACAGACUAAAUAUCCACAUUACAGGAAGAUUUUAUCUGAUGUUUGAACCGUGUGGUAUUAGCACAAAAGUGCUUGCAAUAAAACACAAGAUAUGGUGUGUUUA
Molecule: messenger RNA, 1399 nt
Organism: Bacillus rossius redtenbacheri
Lineage: Eukaryota; Metazoa; Arthropoda; Insecta; Phasmatodea; Bacillidae
Gene: Papst2
Product: adenosine 3'-phospho 5'-phosphosulfate transporter 2
Exons: 6
Coding region: 230-1342 (370 amino acids)
Biological process (GO): transmembrane transport
Cellular component (GO): endoplasmic reticulum membrane; Golgi membrane
Molecular function (GO): 3'-phosphoadenosine 5'-phosphosulfate transmembrane transporter activity
Source: RefSeq, a predicted model, not a curated record